This is a messenger RNA of Scylla paramamosain (green mud crab), 8110 nucleotides long. RefSeq names its product putative sodium-coupled neutral amino acid transporter 11. The record is from RefSeq and is a predicted model, not a curated record. The coding region runs from base 1849 to 3273 and encodes 474 amino acids. Gene Ontology annotation, biological process: amino acid transmembrane transport. The transcript has 10 exons. NCBI's taxonomy places the organism in Eukaryota, Metazoa, Arthropoda, Malacostraca, Decapoda, Portunidae. Gene Ontology annotation, molecular function: L-amino acid transmembrane transporter activity.
UGGUGGUGGUGGUGGUGGUGAAGAAUGGUGAGGACAAUGGAUAGUGGUGAAGGUGGUGGUGAGGGCUUUGGUGUUGUGAAGGUGAGCCUCUAAGUAACGCUGGUGGUGAUGCGAUGGAUGAACAGGUGACGAGGAAUGAGGAAAGGGAUGAGGGAGGGUGAGGGAAAGAGCGUGACAUGUGUCGGGUGAAGAAUGAGAGAAUGAGGGAAAGAGGAUUGGAAGGAGGGACGUGACAACAUGUGACGGGUGAAGAACGAGGGAGUGAAGGAGGGGAGCGGGCGAGAGCAAAAGAGCGUGACGUGAUGGAGAGAGAGUGGGCGGCCUGGACGAGUCACUUCUGAGGGGCGGGAGGCGGGCAGGCCAUCGCCGCGGGGCCCCACAUGAGUCAUAAGCAAGGCGAGGGGGUGGCGGGGAAGUGUAUCGUGGCAAAAGGGGGGUGACGCAGGGGGGCGGGGAGGGGGGAGCGCGGCACGAGGGGAAGCAAGCCGCGGCCUCAGUAGUCUGCGACAACAAGCUGGCUAGGGCGAGCACCCGCCGCUCUCGCUCUGACCCUGCCCUGUCCCUCUGCCGCCCCCCGCACCUGCCCCGUGCCACUGUGGGCGUCGUGGGUCCCCGCACCGCCCCUCCUGACUCGCGCCCGGUUCCUCCAGUGUUCUCGCCACCCUGAUCCUCUUCCUCUCCCUCUCUCCUCACUUCCCAUCCUUGUCUUCCUCCCCGCCGUCAGUUAUAAGCACCACCUUCACCUCCAUCAACCACCACCAUUACCACUCACAUCGUAUUUCACCACCGACGCUUAUUCACCCACCCACCAACACACACACACACACACACACACACACACACACACACACACACAUAAAGAUCCCCCACAAACACACAUACUCACCCUCCUCGCCUUCCCUCAACUGGUCUAGAACGAAGAGACCCGAAAACUGAAUCGUGCAAGUUUUCUGCGGGCGUGACACAGCAAGCGCAUCACCCAAUCAAGUUUUCGAGCUUCAUUCCCAAGACGUGAGUGGGGAAGUUGCGUCCAGCGAGAACCAUUACCUUCGAAAGCCCCAAGAGUGCGCAAUUGCUAUUCUUACGAAGGGGGGAACCAAAGACAGGAAUAGGAAGGGAUAGAGGAUGAGAUACCGUUAAGAUACGUACUGACUGUUUGGGUGUUUGUGAGAAGUGUGUGUGUAGUGUGUGAUUUUGUAUGAGAGUGUGUUUAGUGUAGUGUGUGGGUGUUCUUCUUGUAUGGUAGUCUGUUUUGUGGGAAGUGUGUGUUGUUUUGUAUAUUAAAGUGCCCUGUGCAGUGUGUGGGUGUGAUCUUAGAGUGUUAGAGUGUGUUGCGUGAGUGUAUAAGAACGAUAGUAACACAAUAAUACAGUAAGACUAGUAUAUUCCACUUACGUGUGUGUUUGUGUGGGUGGGUGGGUGGGUGGUGUUAAGUGACAAGGAGACCGUAAUGUUGAUCUAGAAACGUCAGCUUUCAUUAGCUAUUACAGCGCAGCGCAUCACUCAAUCCAUCUACUGGUUCCCACGCCCUCCAGAGCGGCGCGUGGAACACUGUACGAGCGCCGAACACCAUUUACCGCCAGAAAAUUUCGACAAAAGCAUCUGGAACCACACCAGUAUUACUCACACCACAUCACCACCACCACCACUACCACAGAACCUCACCAUCACCAGCAUCACCACCAUUCACCACCAUCACCACACGAUUAGACUAACUCCCCUCACCCGCCAGUCCACCACAACCCAACCAUCACUUCCUUCUACCACACCGUCGCCUCCUCCCACCACCCUACCCUUCCCGCACCCUCCUCUUCCUCCUCCACCUCCACCACCACCACCACCGCUACUAUGAACACCCCAACAGCCUUCCCGGUCAAUGAGAGGACCUACAUACUUGAAAACACGGGCCCGCCAACACUGCAGCCACCACUCCAGCAGCCCCCACAGCUCGCCACCCCGGACGCGCCCCCGAAGAUCCCCCCGGGACUGGCUGGCUAUGAGGGGGAUGACGACCCGAAGAAGGAGAAGAGCUCCAUCUCCUUCACCUCCUUCAACUACAUCAACUCCAUCGUGGGCAGUGGCGUCAUAGGCAUGCCCUACGCUAUCCACCAGUCAGGCGUGGCAAUGGGCCUGAUUAUCCUGUUGGUGGUGGCUGUGGUGACUGAUGCCGCCCUCUGCCUCAUGAUCGCCGCCGCCCGCACAGCACAGGUCACCACGUACCAGGAGCUCGUGCGGGCGUCCUUCGGCAGACCUGGCUUCGUGCUCGCCACCGGCCUGCAGUUCCUCUACCCCUUCAUCUCCCUGAUCAGCUACAAUGUCAUCGUCGGGGACACGCUGCGCAUCGUCCUCAUCCGCCUCACGGGCCUGUCCAGCGAGUCUGUCCUGGCGCAGCGCACCUUCAUUAUGGCCACUUCCACCCUCCUCAUCACCCUGCCCCUCUCCCUGUACAGGAACAUCACACACCUGUGCAAGGUCUCACUCGCCUCCGUGGUGAUGAUCGCCGCUAUUGCCUUGGCCAUGGUCAUCCGGUUCAGCACCAUGUUUAAUCUUGUGCCCGCCUCGGAUGACGCCUGGGACCUGGCCAAGGACACCUUCCCCACCACCAUCGGCAUCAUGAGCUUCGCCUUCAUGUGUCACCACUCCAGCUUCCUCGUGUUUGAGUCCCUCGCUGACAACACACAGGAGCGAUGGAACAAGGUGACGCACAUCUCCAUCGCUGCCGCGGCCGUCCUCAGCCUCGUCUAUGCCAUGGCGGGCUACCUCACCUUCACCGGAUACGUGCAAGGCGACAUGUUUGAGAAUUACUGCUGGAAUGACGACCUGAUGAACCUGUGCCGCGGGGUAUACGCCUUCACCAUCCUGCUGACCUACCCUAUCGAGUGUUUCGUGGCUCGCGACGUGCUCGAGACUGCCUUCUUCCGCGACUACCAGCCCCAACCCUUCUUCAGACACGCCGUCCUCUCCGUCAUCAUCGCCAUCCUGUGCAUGCUGCUUUCCUUCACCACAGACUGCCUCGGCAUCAUCCUGGAGCUGAACGGUAUCAUCUGCGCCAUACCGCUGGCGUUCAUCCUGCCCUCCCUGUGCUACGUCCGGGUGGAGGAGGGACCGCUGUUCGCCGGCACCAAGAAGUGGGCGUGGGCCGUGGCGGUGUUCGGCAUUGUGUGUUUCAUUGCGGGCACUGUGUCGCUCAUCACCAACUUCGAGCAGUUGUCCCAGUGUUCCCACGGCGAGGAGAUGCCCUACUGCCAUCCCUCUGUCAAUGCUACGCUGUGAGCCGCCCCGCCCCUCCACCGCGCCCCCCGAUGACCCGCCGCUACUCCGCAGCCAUCAUAACACGUUCAGGAGCCUGUCAGUCUUGCCUUGGUGAAGGUUUUGUACGAGGGAAGCGUGGCGGACGAGAGGAGUUUGGAUGUAAACACGUUUGUUGUUGUCGUCUGGUGGUAUUAGAGGGCUGUGUUCUCAAACGCUUGGGUGUCUUGUCUUGACCACUUUUAAGAGGCUCUACUGAAGCUAUUGGGAUUUUCCAGUUGUCAUGAUUUUAGUGAUAGUUCAACAAGCAUUCUGUAUCAUUAGUAAGACAAAAAAUAUAUUGUGGAAGCCUUGUGUUCUUUGAAAAUGGUCGUAACGGGAGGAAGAGAACAAAGCGUUUCGGAACACGAGCCCAGGUGUGUUGGUGUUGCUGGACACGUGACCCGUAGGUGUGAGUCCCUAAACAAGAAUGCUGCUUCGCUAUAUCUAUACCUACACCACCUCUUUCAUAACCUAAGAGUUCUAGGUGAAGUGUUCAAUAGGUUAAAACGUAAUAUAUAAAACAAUGCCCUGUUACUGCCGCUCCGUUUGUAAAAGAGUAACUGCGAUUUUUAAGUUUUUGUGGAGGACGAUGUGCAAGUCUUUAAUUAAAGUGUCGUGGGUCUGCGAGACGGAACAGUAACCUUACAUCAUCUGGGAGCGUCUGGGUGUGUCUGGGUGAAGGCUGUGUCUAGUUAUAACAAAACUCCUGCACACGUAGCAUAGGCAGCUUUCACCCAAAAUUAUAGUGACGUCUAGUUGCUUUUAUAUAGCAUCCGUUGGCGAGUGAGCGAACUUUACAUAUGAGAACUUGUCGCGGCUCUCAUGCACGACCAGAAGGGAGGGAAUGACAUCACCUGCUUCAUAGGAACCCCUUCUGCCCCUCCUACAAGAUACCAGAGCUGCUAAUAUCUAGCGACAAAGGGAGUGAGGCGUAGGAUGCAUGGCUGAGAGGGGAAGGAAUGAUACUGCCAGCUCUUUAGGGACUUCAGCCUCUCCUACAGGAUAUUCUUCUCUUACAGGAUACCAAAGCUGCCCGUAGGAUCCAUCUAGCGAUAAAGGGAGGCUAAGGGAGUGAGGCGUAGGAUGCUUAGCUGAGAGGGGAAGGAAUGACAAUGUCUACUCUAUAGGGAGUCCUUCAGCCCCUCCUACAGGAUACCAGAGCUGCUGUAGGAUUCAUCUAGCGACAAAGGGAGUGAGGCGCGGGAUGUGUAGGUGUGACGUGGUCUUCCUAAAGCAACAUACGUUUACAUACUUACUUAUCAUUGUCUGUGAGUCAUGCAUACAAUAGCACUCGUUUUAUGAUGUCUCGUACAAGUAAAUAUACAGUUUUUUCGCUUCUACUUUACCAGUGAUCUAUCGUGAAUACGUACGUACUAACUCAUAUAGUAAGCUGGUCCCCCUCCUUGUCCCUCAAGUCCUUCCCUACCCGUCCUAUAUGAAGGCAGUCACACACACACACACACACACACACACCUGAUUUAACGCACGCCCAUAAAAUCCCAAUCACACACACACACACACACACACACACACACACACCUGAUUUAACGCACGCCCAUAAAAUCCCAAUCAGUUUCUCCAAAUGCACCAAAAAUUAGAAAGCUAGUACAUACGACUACAUACAAUUUAUACAUCGCGCUACUUAGUUAAGGAGAAACUGUCGACCCAUUAAUUAUUCCUGACAGCUUGUAAGUCACAAAAUCACCUGAGGAUGAUGAUGACAAUGAUGAUGAUGAUGAUGAUGAUGAUGAUACUGUACACUAAACCAAAGGAGAAAAAAAAAGUAAAAAAAAAGGACCACAUAAACAACUUAUAUCAGUGUAGUUAACAUAGACAAAAUUAAGUAAACAAUUAUUUAAAUUUCUUCCCAGCACACCACGACAAGACAGAACAAAACUUCAUACAAAACCUUUCAUUAAACACCUCCACAUCUACACAGCCUCUGGUACACAUUCCUUUACAACCCACUCGGUAUAGACAACUUCAAAGAUUAAUAAACACACUCACUUUUAGUCAGAAUAGAGUAAGUAAAUAUAACCAAGUCGAUGAAUCAAACAUUUACAGCAGUCUGAUUAUAAAAUACAUAAAUAAAUAAAUAGAUAGAUAAAUAAAGCUUAUUAAAUUCCUCUCGAUAUACAUAAUAAAAUAAAAGUGAUACCGCUGUAAUGAAUUAAUGAAAGUCCACAAAACAAGACCCUUAGUCAACACACUUAAACCCAAAUACACUGAACACAACUCGCUUUAAACAAAACCUUGCUUUAAACAGCCCUAACCCCUGACCCUGCACUGCAACACACGCACACCCACCGACAGACUACCUACUGAUGACCUUAUUCUUGAUGCCAAAUUUUGCGGCAUUUCCCAGAACUCUAAUCAUGUAGGCUUGAGUCAUAUAAUGGUGUAAACUGGCUAGCUUUCAAAAUUACGACACUGAAAUUGCAAAGAAAAGAAAAAAGUACAUUCUCUUCGGAAUCUUUCAAAGUGAAAUUCCCACAGACCGCAGAACAAUUUUAAACUUUAAUUAUAUAAGAGUGACGCGUGUAAACAUAACUGGCUUUCAAAGUUAUGGCGGUGAAAACAAAAAGGCUCUUCGGAUUCUUCCAAUACGAUUUGCACAGACCAAAAUACAACUCCCUCCAUUAAUUAAUUUUCCAUUUACACUGAUAUACAGAACAUAGAGCCAAUGGGAGGUUAGUUUCGUGUUCUCCCGGCUACAGAACUAUUCAAGAGACUGUAGUACAAAAAUGAGUGUCUAAAAUGUUGUCAUUAUGAAGAGAAAAACUGUAGCAGUGAAAGGGUUAAAAAAAAUGUUUGUAGCAGUGAAAGGGUUAAAAAAAUGUUGUCAUUAUGAAGAGAAAAAGUGUAGCAGUGAAAGGGUUAAACGACACUGCCUGCAUACACACACUCUGAAAUAGAUAUCACGCCUGAAACAUUCUCCUAUUCCUACUCUACCAAUAUUAUAAUUAACACACACAAAACACACCUCGUACUAGCUAGAAUUCAAUAAUAACCUAUCUAUUCACCGACAACCAAAACACAAAAUUCCUCCAACAAACAUCCCUUUAACGAAACAAUCUCCACCUGCUCCUACACCACCACCACCACCACUACCACCACCACCACCACCACCAAUGCACCAGAUAAUAUAAAACUUUCAGUACAUAACACUGUCCACAUACAUAUUCCCUGCAACAGACGUCUUUUUAACGGGAACAAUCUGUAUCUAUAUCUCGUUUACUAGCAACCUCUUCGCGCCUUGUAACUAACUUUGAUCACGUAACACUCUAUAGAUAUCUUUUUUUUUAAGGAACUCUAUCUAUUCCUCCUUCACCAGCAUCCCUAACACAUGAUAUCUAUUUAAUCAUGAUAACGAAAUUCUUGUGGAAGUGAGCUAUCAAUACCUGUCACUUGCUUGCACCUCUUUGUAUCCCCUGCCUCACAUCCCUGCUUCUUCCCAACUAGCCCUCCCAGAUCUCCUCCUUAUCCCUCCCUGCUUCUCCUUCCUAACCAUCCCUCCCAGAUCAUCUCAUUCCUCCGUACUUCUCCUUUCUAACCAUACCUCCCAGAUCUCCUCCUUAUCCCUCCCUGCUUCUCAUUCUUAACCAUCCCUCUCAGAUCUCCUCUCUUAAGCAUCUAUCCGUGUCUCAUUCCUCGCCAGCCAUCCAUCCAUGUCUCAGCUCCUUCCAGCCAUCCUUCCCAGACGUCCCCUUCUUCUAACUAUCCCUCCACGUCUCGCCUUUGUAAUCAGAGGGUAUAAUCUAACGUAACAUAGAUAACCUAAACUAACUUCUCGUGUCCUCUCCCCUCUACAUCUCCCUUUCUCAGAAAAUACAGAAACUCGUCUCGCCGGACCUCCAUUUAUUUAUUUUUUCCUCUCUCUCUCCCUCUCUCUAUCUUUCUCUCCCGCAUGAAAUUAUAUUUUUACUGCACCUGAUUUACAGAGUUAUUACGAGUCUGUUGCUUUGGGAUUCAAUAACCAUGCUGCUGUUGUCUUUCUCCUCUUAUUGCCUCCCGUGAAAAUCCAUCUUAUUUUAUUUUUCAUUAGUUUUGUUCCGAUUUCCGAAGUUGUUACAAUAUGAUGUUCUUGAAUUUUAAUAGUAAUCUAACCUAAUCCAUCUAUGUUCUCUUCUCCCUUCCUCUCUUACUGCCAAUUUCUUUCCACUGUCUUCAACCUUCAUCGUUAUACACUUUCUUUUUCUUCUAACUAUUCCCAUUUUUCUUUCCACUUUCUCUCUCUCUCUCUCUCUCUCUCUCUCUCUCUCUCUCUCUCUCUGAACUUAAUUUGUUUUAUGCAACUUGUUUAUCACGUGUGCUGGUGGCAAUCCUUCCCUCCCCCAUCACCACCCAACACACACACACACACACACACACACACACGCACACACACACACUGCAUACUACAAACUUCAAAGAUAACAAACUGAUAACAAUGGACAGCACCUUCACACUUCACACAUCCAACCAGCAAAAAAAAAAUAUAUAUAUAUAACAUUAAAAAUACCAAAAAAAACAACAACAACAACAAAAAAAAACGAAUGAAUAAACUAAAACCAUGAAACAAAAUAUAAACACAACAAAACCUUAAAUAAUCUCACCAAAUAUUUCUCCUCCCCCCCCAAAAAAAAUAUUAAGUGUUCUUCACAGUAUUAGAUUUAACUCAUGUGGAUUAAAAAAUAAUAAUAAUAAUAAUGAUAAAAAUGGUAAUAAAGAGACGAACUAAAUACAUACAUGAUAAGACUGUUUGCCACGUUCUCUUCAAAGUUUUCUAUAUUUCUAUUCCUUAUUGUUGGUCUUCGCCAAAUAUAUAUUGUCUACACAU